AUGGAGAGAGGCCCGAGGCUGCGCCGCCGGCUGUCAGCGCAGGCCCAGGUGCGGCCGCCCCGCCCACGCCCGCCAGCCCCGCGCCCGCACCGCCCCCGCCGCCGGCCGCCCCGCCUCCCAAGCAGCCGCUGGCUCAGCCCGCACCCACGAUCCCGACGCCUCUCGCGGCCCGAGGGGAGGGCGGACGCGGGACUACCGCCCCCCGCGUGCGGCCAAUCGCAAGAGGCUGCUCCGCAGGCGCAGCCAAUGGGGGAGAGAAGCCCUUCGCCGCUCCUCCCGACUCUUCCGCUUCCCGCAAUCCCGUUUAUCUUCCUACUUGGAGCUCACGGGCUGCGGCUAGGGCCAACCGUGGGCGCCAGAAGGCGGGAUUUCCGCCGCACGCACGCCAGCACGCCCGCACUCCCACGGGAGACUGUCUGGCCCGGAGCGCUGUUAGUCAUGCGGCGGGUGGUUGCGCUCACACCAGCUGGAGCUGUCCAGGGAUCGAGUGUCGAGACCAGCUCCCCUGGAGAUGAGAACGGAUCUUUGUGUGGUCGGCUGGGGACUGAAGAGCUUCCUGGGAAGAAGGUGAUUGAUAUGGCUGCAGGCUCCACCCACUGCCUGGCUCCGACUGAGGACAGCGAGGUCCACAGCUGGGGGAGCAACGACCAGUGCCAGCACUUUGACACGUUGCGCGUGACCAAGCCAGAACCUGCGGCAUUGCCAGGACUGGACGCCAAACACAUAGUGGGAAUUACCUGUGGGCCGGCCCAGAGUUUCACUGUUGUUGCCCAGGCUGGAGUGCAAUGACAUGAUUUCAGCUCACUGCAACCUCUGUCUCCUGGGUUCAAGCGAUUCUCCUGCCUCAGCCUCCGAUUAGCUGGGAAUACGGGCACCCGCCACCAUGCCCGGCUAAUUUUUUUGUAUUUUCAGUAGAGAUGGGGUUUCUCCAUGUUGGCCAGGCUGAUCUUCAACUCCUGGCCUCAGGUGAUCCCCCCAACUUGGCCUCCCACAGUGUUGGGAUUACACUCGUGAGCCACUGCACCCGGCCUGACCCAUGGAUUAUUAAGUAUGUUGUUUAAUUUUGAAGUGUUUGCAGAUUGUUGUAUUAAUGAUUUCUAGUUUAAUACCAUUGUGAUUGGAGAAAUAUGGAACCAAAAAAGAGCCCACAUCGCCAAGUCAAUCCUAUUUAUCUUUUAAAAAUUGUUUUGGCUAUGUUGGGUCCUCUGCAUUUCUUUAUACAUUUUAGGAUCAUCUUGUCAAUUUCUGCGAAAAUCUGCUGGGAUUUUUAAAGUAAUUGCAUUGAAUCUAUAGCUCAAUUAGAUAAAAUUUGUCAUCUUAACGAUAUUGAGUCAUCCCACGCACAAACUUGGAAUGUAUCUCAAUUUACUUAGAGCUUUUUAAUUUUUUCUUAAUAAUAUUUUAUAGUUUCCUAUACAAAUCCUGUACUUUUUUGUUAAAUAUAUUUCUACCUAUUUUAUUACUUUGUUGCAAUUGUGAAUAGAGUUGUUUACAUAAUUUCAUUUUGGAUUGUUCAUGGCUAGUAUACAGAAACACAAUUGAAUUUUGUAUAUUUAUCUUGUAUCCCAAAAACUUGCUAAACUCACUUAUUGGUUCUAGUUGGGUUUUUUAAUCUGUGUGGAUUCCUUAGAAUUUUCUAUAUGCAUGUGAUGAUCUCAACUGCAAAUAAAGACAGUUUUACUUCUUUUCA
Messenger RNA from Symphalangus syndactylus (siamang), 1690 nucleotides. RefSeq lists its product as uncharacterized. NCBI's taxonomy places the organism in Eukaryota, Metazoa, Chordata, Mammalia, Primates, Hylobatidae. The record is from RefSeq and is a predicted model, not a curated record.